AAUGAGGAGAAGGGUUGCUGGCGGUGUUAUGGUUGAGGUAAGAUGCUGUGAUGGUGCACUGUACGGAAUGAUCAGAUUUACUUCCUCUAUUACCGAAAUGGCCGCAACAGGUGACUCUACAACAAGUGCGACUACUCCUCACCAUCUGUCACAUAACAUUAACAACUUGAUACCUGUUGUAGGAAAAGACCAGGUACAACCAAUAAUGCAAACAGAUAUAGAUCCUUCAAGAAUAAAAGAAGUCCUUUCAGUUGAUCAUCCACAAGCAAUCAAAGAGGAAAUGAAGGUUGAGGGAGAGGUUGCAGAUGACAUUGAUCCAGUAAUAGACAUUAUGAUAAAUAAUGUCGUGUCCUCCUUCUCUGUUGCCUGCCAUCUGGAUUUAAGGAAGAUUGCUAGAGAAGGAAAUAAUGUAGAAUUUCGGCGUGAAAAUGGGAUGGUCACAAUGAAGAUACGCAGGCCACCCACAACUGCGUCUAUAUGGUCAUCUGGAAAGAUAACCUGUACAGGAUCCACUUCGGAGCUCCAAGCAAAAGUCGCAGCGAGACGUAUUGCAAGGGCUAUCCAAAAGUUAGGCUACACUGUUAAGUUUAAAAAUUUUAGGAUUGUGAAUGUCCUAGGAACAUGCACCAUGCCAUUUGCUGUGAAGAUUACUCCUUUUUCUCAAAAAUUCAGAACUAGAGCAAGGUGAGUGUGAUAAAUGUUU
Molecule: messenger RNA, 703 nt
Organism: Cherax quadricarinatus
Lineage: Eukaryota; Metazoa; Arthropoda; Malacostraca; Decapoda; Parastacidae
Source: RefSeq, a predicted model, not a curated record